Rhodotorula toruloides NP11 is the source of this 1647-nucleotide messenger RNA. Its product is annotated as MFS monosaccharide transporter. Gene Ontology annotation, molecular function: carbohydrate:proton symporter activity. The transcript has 10 exons. The record is from RefSeq and is a predicted model, not a curated record. Bases 1 to 1647 code for a protein of 548 amino acids. NCBI's taxonomy places the organism in Eukaryota, Fungi, Basidiomycota, Microbotryomycetes, Sporidiobolales, Sporidiobolaceae. Gene Ontology annotation, cellular component: membrane. Gene Ontology annotation, biological process: carbohydrate transport; transmembrane transport.
AUGGCCUCUCAGCUCAAGGGCACGGCCGAUGUCAACGCCGUCGAGGCGCCCGUCACCCUCAAGGCGUACUUGCUCUGCGCCUUCGCCUCGUUCGGCGGUAUCUUCUUCGGUUACGACUCCGGUUACAUCAACGGUGUCACCGGCUCGCCCGUCUUCAUCAAGGCGAUCAUGGGCGAGGGCCACACCGCCCUCUCGUCGUCGCGCAACUCGCUCAUCGUCUCGAUCCUCUCGGCUGGUACAUUCUUCGGCGCGUUGAUUGCUGGUGACAUUGCCGACCGCAUUGGUCGUCGCCCUACCAUCAUCGCCGGAUGCUUCGUCUACAUGGCCGGUGUCAUCAUUCAGAUGUUCGCUGCUUCCGCCCUCGCUACCAUCGUCGUUGGUCGUCUCAUCGCUGGUUUCGGUGUCGGAUUCGUCUCGGCCAUCAUCAUUCUUUACAUGUCGGAGAUUUGCCCUCGCAAGGUUCGCGGCGCCCUCGUCUCGGGCUACCAGUUCUGCAUCACGAUCGGCCUCAUGCUUGCGGCCAUCGUCACGAACUACACCUCGAACAGGUCCGACUCCGGCUCGUACCGCAUCCCCAUCGGCCUCCAGUUCGCUUGGGGCAUUAUUCUCGCCACCGGCUUGUUCUUCCUUCCGGACUCACCCCGUUUCUACGUCAAGCGCGGCGAACUCGACCGUGCCCGCGACGUCCUCGUCCGCCUCCGUGGCCAGCCCCCUACGUCGCAGUACAUCGAGCUGGAGCUCGCUGAGAUUGUCGCCAAUGCCGAGGUCGAGGCCAAGGCCAUCCCGACCGGAUCGAUGUCCGCGUCGUGGGCGGCUUGCUUCUCCGGCUCCCUCUUCCAGGCCAAGUCGAACCUGCGCCGCACGAUUCUCGGGACCUCGCUCCAGAUGAUGCAGCAGUGGACCGGCGUUAACUUCAUCUUCUACUACUCGACACCUUUCCUCCAGUCCACCGGCGCCAUCAAGAAUGCUUUCCUCACCAGCAUGAUCUUCACCAUCGUCAACGUUGGCUCGACUCCCAUCUCGUUCUACACCGUCGAGCGCUUUGGACGUCGUCCCUUGCUCAUCAUCGGCGCCUUCGGCAUGCUCGUCUGCCAGUUCCUCGUCGCCAUCAUCGGUGUUACCGCCGGCUUCAACAAGACGCACGUUGACGCUGCCACUGGCAAGACCAUCGCCGACAACAUCGGUGCCGUCAACGCCCAGGUCGCCUUCAUCGCCAUCUUCAUCUUCUUCUUCGCCUCGACCUGGGGACCGGGCGCGUGGGUCCUCAUCGGCGAGAUCUUCCCUCUCCCCAUCCGUUCGCGCGGUGUCGCCCUCUCGACCGCCUCGAACUGGCUCUGGAACACCAUCAUCGCCGUCAUCACCCCCUACAUGGUCGGUGAGGACAAGGGCAACCUCCGCUCGUCGGUCUUCUUCAUCUGGGGCGGUCUCUGCACUUGCGCCUUCGUCUACUCGUACUUCCUCGUCCCCGAGACCAAGGGUCUCACGCUCGAGCAGGUCGACCAGAUGUUCGAGGCCGGUGUCACCCCCCGCAAGUCGGCGUCCUGGCGCCCGGACCACACCUACGCGACCGAGAUGGGCAAGGACAACGCCGAGAUCCGCCACAUCGACUCGCAGGAGGAGCACGAGACCAAGAAGAUGGAGGUCUAA